This is a messenger RNA of Blastomyces gilchristii SLH14081, 846 nucleotides long. RefSeq lists its product as uncharacterized. The record is from RefSeq and is a predicted model, not a curated record. Lineage: Eukaryota; Fungi; Ascomycota; Eurotiomycetes; Onygenales; Ajellomycetaceae. The transcript has a single exon. Bases 95 to 367 code for a protein of 90 amino acids.
GGUGAAUAGGAAUUGUCGGAUCCUAGUUCUGGGAUAAGUUAAACAAGCUACGCUACUGUUAAGUUACUCUAAAACGGAUCGUGACGUAGAUGAUAUGUGCCUAAUGUGCAGCUCGGUUGGCCAUGGGGGAGGUGUUUUUGAUGAAGAUACCUGGAAAGGACUGGCUAGAACAUUAGAUAGGAAUUCCAACUGGGCUGAUGCAAGUCGCCGCUCACCGAAGAACAAAUGGACUGGUGAAGAGGUACUAGAGUUCCCCCCACAGAGUCAUCUUGGGGGUUUAUCCCAGCCUUGGAUUCGAAGAACUCUCUAUAAAAAUCCGAGGCCGAUGUCGGCUGUCGAGCUGCUGCGACUCGACUUUGUCGAGUGAAAUAUUGUAGAUGAUCUGGGAAAUAUUUCCCGGCUACUCCCGAUUCAUCGCACAUCGUGGGGAGCGCUGGCGCUCCCUGACGCGCAUUAAGCCAAACCCAGGAGUAAAGAAAGGGUACCCGCCCAUACUCUGAGAGCCACGCGGAGCAUCUCCCACAGAUCAAGAUGCCACGGCGGCGCACUGAACAACAGGCCAUAUCUAAUAAUUGGAGGUUUGCGGUAGCAAGGCCAAGCGAUCCCCUUCAAGGUUGUCAGCUGUCACGAGCUGUCAUGGCUCUGCAGUAUAAUUUCUUUUACUGGGGGAUAUAUAAACUCAUCUUUUAGUGAUGAGAUUCUAAAUCCACUUGACUAUUUUCGGUUUAUUUGGAAAGGGGAAGGGUGAAUUUCUGAUGCUCUGUUUCUGUUGGCACGUCAUAGUAAGGUGCUGCUAACUAAUCUGGUUUGAUGGACGGAUGUAGAGUCUUUUUUGUUGGUAGAAUC